Molecule: messenger RNA, 3509 nt
Organism: Dendronephthya gigantea
Lineage: Eukaryota; Metazoa; Cnidaria; Anthozoa; Malacalcyonacea; Nephtheidae
Exons: 11
Coding region: 105-2393 (762 amino acids)
Biological process (GO): signal transduction
Molecular function (GO): protein binding
Source: RefSeq, a predicted model, not a curated record
AGUGGCUGAUAGCCCGAAUAUUUAGUUAACUUCCUCGUUCUGACCCUAUCUUUGAUAUGAACAGUCCAAGUGCAAAUACAAUAAUCCACAUCUAAGUAUAAAGUAUGAAGAGAUAUUUGGGGACGAUGAAAUUCCUUCCAUUUCUAAUAAUUUUUAUGUGCUGUGGGAUGUUAACAAACGCACAGUCAAAGGAAUCAUCAGUUAACACCACAACUAACGUUUCACACCCGAGGCCGACAAAAGUUAUUCAUGGCAUAAAGUCAUCCAAAACUGCUCUGCUAUCGCAAAUGGUUUUCUCGACACAACGAACUACCAUCGCAAGUCAGAGUUCACGAUUAAAAGUUUCAGCCACGAGAACAAUUGUCACUUCAAGUAUGACAGCAAACAUGACAACGCCAAUUGGGCCCAGCCAAGGGCCAAUGACAAGUGAUAGCACAAACCUAGGUUUGAUCGUUGGCAUAGCUGUUGGUGUCGCAGCUUUAGUAGCAGUCGCCUGUCUGGUGCUGUGCCUUGUCAGGACUCGUCUAUCAUGCGGACGGAAAUGCAAAGGUCGUAGAACAGGAGCACUACCACCUGUGACUUAUAACAAGCCUAAUGAAGAAGGACUCAGCGAAGAGACUGGGAAAGAUCACGUUGUUCGUGUUGAUAGACUUCGCUCUUUAAAAAGUUCUCAGCCCCGAAGCGUUCGCGCUGAUUUUGACAAGAUGAAAAUGCCGUCAGAUGACAUGGCGUUCUCUAAUGAUAUGGCUAUUGAAGAUGAAGAAGAAGUUGAAUCAAGAGUGAAAAAGGCGAAGGAACGUCGCAGUAAAACUCUUUCAGUUCGUCCUGGCCUGGUAAAAAAGCUUAUCACAACGGAGGGUGGCGUCACAAAAAUAGCUGAUAUCUCGCUCGAUGUCGGGCCUGGUUGUCUGGAAAACGACACAGAGAUCACAUUAAUAAGAGACGAUCAGAAUUUUGCUUUCCAGUCUUUGCUGAAGUUGGGUCUGGUCGAUGAUACCCCGCGAGUGGUCGAAUUCCUUCCAGACGGUCUGAAAUUCCUGAAGCCAGCGCUCCUUAAAAUAAAAUGUGAAAAAAGUGACCCCGAAUCCGAACUGUUCGUGCUGCAUGGUUCCUACAACCCUGAUUACCAGAGAACCGUUUGGGAACUGGUAACGAAUGAUCUCGAGGAGAACAGUAUCGACGGAGUCGUGAGCAUGAAGAUUAAUGGUUUCUGUUUUUAUAGCUACAUUUUGGCAAGACGUGGCAAAAUAGCGCGAAUCUUAAGUCAUCUUAAUCAUUCGUUCACCUGUCGUGCAUACUCGUUCUAUCGCAGAGCUUCAGUGGAUUCCAUGGAUAUUUCUGUUGUUAUUGUAAGCGAAUUUGUUAAGAAAAAGCGCAAAAAAGCGCAAGAACGCAUCGACCAGCUGCAGACUCACCAGGAGGAAGGCUACACUAAAGGAGAAAAGGGAAAGUUGAAGCGUGUGCACACGGAUCGUGGCCUUGAAAUGUCUCUAAAUUUUCCAGGUCUUAUAAGCAGCCCCUUUCCGUUCAAAAUUGAUCAGCCCCAGCUGGAUAGUGUCGGUUUCGUGGUGGAACAAUUCAAGGUAACACCAAUAACUAGCCCAGCAAAUGGAACGGUGGACAUAAAAGAAUUGCAUCGAAAUGCCGCGAAUAAACUUCUGUGGAACUUAAAUAUUCGUGAAAUGGAAAAAGAGAUUAAAAAAGAAGCUGAAGUCCUAUUACAUAAUACACCGGAGCCCGGACCACCACAAGUUGUAUACCGAGACACCGUGCUGUCAAACGCUGAGAUUAGUAGAAUGAGCAACGAGAUUGGGAUGGACUGGGACGCCCUCGCGGCACUCAUGAAUAUUCCAUAUGGAAAGCGAGAUGAAAUUAGGAUGAAUGCCAGCCAGUAUCCAGAUAACACCGCUAAAGGCCAACAGAUACUCGCGUUCAUAAACGAAAGCCAAAAUUUUGAUCGGCAUACUCUCGAGAAAUGCGUGAAGGAGCUGGGAAGAGGCGAUGUAAAAAUCGAAAUCCAUCCUGAAGAUGAAUGUCAAGACGAAACCAUUGAUGGAACAGAACCUCCACAACCCCCUUGCGAAUUCCCCCCGUACGAGAACAUCACGUUGAAGAACACGCCCCUCUCCCCACGUGAAAUGUACAGAUUAAGUCGGCGUAUAUUGCUCUUCUGGGCACGUUUUGCUUGUCUUAUGGAUGUAGACAAACCAGAAAUAGAUAACAUCCAAACGAAUAAUUUCUACAAUGACGAUCGUUCAAGGGCAGAAAAAGUUUUGUCGAUCAUCAACAACCAACAUGACUUUUCGCGAACAAAGCUGACGGAUUGCUUAAAGGAUCUCGACAAACUGGACUUGGUUGAGCCGCUGACGAAUGGCGCGUGGAGGCAAUUGUGAUCAUAAAAUCGAAAUAAUAUACUAAAACCGCAUUCGACAUAGAAAUGACAUGAACGAAGCCUCAAUAAAGACAUUAGGAAGUUUUUUAGCAGUGAGUAAACCGGAAGUGCGAGAUUCGUCUUCAUCGCGCUAUCAUUGCGAAGAAGCGACCGCCAUGUGUCUUGCUGUAAGUCACAUCAAAUCGCAUCAAAUUAUUUGAAUAGCUCAGAGGACUAUAUAAAAACUGGAACAAUAACCAGGUCGCCAUUUUUAAAGUCAAUUUGAAGCCGAAUUAGGUGCUAGUGCCUAUUUCUUUUUUCUUCACGGUCGAAGAUUUCGUCGAGAAAACAAUAGAACGAGUCAGCGAACUCUAUAAAGGCGGUUUUCCACUAGUUGCCUAGUGGUCGAAAACCACCUUUAUAAAGUUCGCUGACUCGUUCAUCGUUGUAAAAAGUCGUAAAUGAUUCUUUAAAUAUGAAUGCAUAAAUAUACCUAAAAAUGAACCUAGCUCACCCCAUCAUAACCAUCAUAACCCACCAUAAAAUGAGAAUAAAAUGUAAUCGUGGAUGGGGUUUGGACCUCAAAAAUAAGGUAGUAAUGUAAACAACGCACGCCAUAAGUUAAUAUCACUCGGCCACCCUCAAUCCUUAUGAAAAACUAUGAACUUGUAGUUUUAGAUCACGAAACCAUACUUUUUUAAAAUGUUAAUAAGCAUAGUUUUAGUUCGCGAUAAAACCGAGUUCAAAUGGGCGUCGACCAUUGUAGAUUCUGGAAACUGUUCAUAGAAUGUCGUUAUUUUAUUAGGAAGGAUGAGAAAUUAGCUCAGUUUAUACUGUGACACAGAGUAAAUGCACCGAUAAAACAAAUUGUGGAUAUAUUCUUUAGUAUUUAGAGAAUAGAUGUACGUUCUGGUCUCAUAAUACACUGGAUAUAGGAAUUAUACUUGUGAAAAGGAAAAACCAAAGUUUAUGAGUCUAUAUUUUUACGAGAAUCGAACGUUAGUUAAGAUUUUCCAGUUGCUACGUAAUUAUCCAGAGUAUUAUCAGAGACUAGCUGGAUUGUACAGCAAGCAGAAAUAAUUUAAGGAAAAUAAAGAAAAAUUAAUUUAGAGAAUGAUACUAUAUAUUAUAUACCAUA